Nomia melanderi (Alkali bee) is the source of this 12109-nucleotide messenger RNA. It is a transcript of the gene bchs, whose product is annotated as WD repeat and FYVE domain containing 3 bchs. The record is from RefSeq and is a predicted model, not a curated record. NCBI's taxonomy places the organism in Eukaryota, Metazoa, Arthropoda, Insecta, Hymenoptera, Halictidae. Gene Ontology annotation, molecular function: metal ion binding; protein binding.
AUUCUCAAUGAGUUUAGUCAAUAUUCGCGAGCAGUUCGUUUAGUGUUGCUCGCGAGAUCCGUGGGCGGUUACGGAGAGUCGUUUUUACUUCGGCCCACUCAAACUUGACAUUUUGACAGCCGACAGACGUAAAUAUUGAACUAAGUCAUCGAUGAGGGACAGUGUCACGAAUCCAAAGCGCGAAAAUUCCUGUGAUAUACGCGUGAAAAAUUAAUUUGUUGUGAUUAAUGGACUAAGUAACUUGGUAUCUUGACUCGUCUUGCAGUACGAUGUGCCAUUUUCACAUGUUACACGUUUCUCGAUAUGUUAACAUUUCAAAUGACAGUACAAUCAGCGUUCUAAUGUAUUGGGUGACCGUUUGUUAACGUUUAUCGCUUUCCGUGGUUUUAUUUCAUUUUCCAACGAAGUCUACUCUAAAUCUAUUUUUCAUAAGACAUCUCUUAUACACAGGGAUAGAUGAGACCAAAUGUCCGAUAAUUUUUAAUUGCAUAGUUGUAGCAAUAUAUACUUUUUUUCUUUGGCGUUAUAUAUUGUUUCAAUGUAUUCUUUUGUGAAUUAUUAGUUUUUCUUGUUAAUUAUGGUUUACUUGUUCUCUAUAAAAUUUAUUCAAUAUGAUUGAAUGGAAAAUUUGAUAUAUUACAGGUUCAUAUUCCAUAUAGUUUAUGUACAUAUGUUUAUAUAAUUUAUAAUGUUAAGGAUGAUUCCAAGUCAUUGCAGUUGCAUGUUUUUUAUCAUAAACUUUGUUUCUCAUGUUACACAAUUGAUAUUUGACAGACAUUUCUUAAAUACCACUUAAAUAGUACUUUAAAUUAUUGUCCAUCAUUGAACUUUGCAAAUCUUGUUGGUACACAAAAAAAUGUAGAUUUCAUUUGGUAAAGUGAAUAAAAUGUAAUGGUUAUAUUAUAUGCAAUACCCAUCAUAACAUGAAUAAUCAAAUUCUAAGUAUGAACAUAAUGCGUAAAUUAAGGGGGGGUACCAGUGUCGGAGGCAUGAGUUCCAGUAACGCAGGUGGUAUAGAUGAUUGCGUGGGAGCUACAAAUCCUCAACACACUGCUCUAGGUCUUAUGCACCUUAAAAAACUUUUUUCUGAGUAUACCCAUCCUUCACAUCCCCUCUCAGAUGCUGAACGUGACGACAAGCUAUAUAAUAUGUUGCCAUUAUUUUGUAAAGUAUUUGGAUCUAGUCCUGCAGGAGAUAUGAGUGAGAAAUUUUGGGACAUCUUGGCAUUUACACAACAAGUAUCUAGACUAAUGGUGUCCGAAAUUAGGAAAAGGGCAAGCAAUCAGAGUACAGAGACAGCGAGUUGUGCCAUUGUAAAAUUUCUAGAAAUUGAGAAUAGUGAAGAAUCAAGUAAUGGCUGGAUGUUAUUGUCUGCAUUAAAUUUGCUUGCUGCAGGUGAUACUUCCCUGAUACAGGCAAUGACUACUGCUUCUGUUCCCUCAACAUUGGUGAAAUGCUUAUAUUUAUUUUUUGAUUUACCUGAGAUGAUAGAUGACGAAGCUGAUAUUGCAGAUACAAAUAGUGAAUUUACCCCAAAGCAACGUAGGAUACUGUUACAAAAAAUAUUCGUGCAAUUAUUGGUGAGAUUAUGCAGUCAUCCUUAUCCAGCAGAAGAGCUGGCCCGCAAAGAUGAUCUUACUUUAUUAUUCUCAGCAAUAACUAGUUGGUGUCCUCAUUACAAUGUGAUGUGGCGUAAAAGCGCGGCAGAAGUAUUAAUGACUUUAUCUCGACAUGGACUUACCCAAAAUGUAGUCAGUUACAUUCACAAAAAAGGAUGUAUAGCACAUUGUGUUGAUAAUAUGCAACGUGUACCUGAACUGGCACCAUUGGAAGUAGUAGAAAUGUUUGUCACAGUAUUUUGUUUUUUAAAAGAUUCAAGUGAAGUUUCACAAACUCUUCUGGAUGAUUUCCGUGCCUGUCAAGGCUAUAUCUUUCUAUCAGAAUUUUUAUUGAAACAUGCCCCAUCCAGAUUAGAACAAGAUAGUAGAGCAGAAGCACAAGAUGCUAUACGAAAUUUAGUUCUUAUGUUAGUAUCUUUAACUAUGUGUGGACAUACCGAAUUAAAGCCAAGCCAAGCUAGUAUGGGAUCUUUAUUUCAAAUGCUUGGCUUUACUUUACCUCAGCCUAGUAAUAGAGGUGGAAGUGUUCGAAAUAUCCAGGCAUUCCAAGUAUUACAAUCUGUAUUUGUGAAAUCUAACUCGUCUCUUUUAUGUUGUACUAUUCUUGAUGCAAUAUCUAGCGUAUAUCACAGUGAUAAUGCCAAUUAUUUUAUACUCGAAGGGCAAAACACAUUGUCCCAAUUCGCAGAAAAGAUUCACUUAAAAAAUCGGGAAAUACAGGUGAAGUUCUUUCAGCUGCUGGAAUUUAUAGUGUUUCAACUUAAUUUCGUGCCUUGUAAAGAACUUAUAUCUUUAUCCAUACUACUUAAAACAAAUAAUUCAACUAACUGCAGUAUCUUGUGCAUGGAAACACUCCUUAAUAUACUCAGACAUAAUAAUAUAUUUAAGGACGUGUAUCGAGAAGUAGGUAUGCUAGAAGUCUUUGUUACGUGUCUUCACCGUUAUGCAACUUUGCUUAAAGACAAACAAGCUGCAUACGAUCAAGGAUUAGAAUACAAUAUAUGCCCAGAGGAUGAACGGUUGGGUGCCUUAGUAAUGGAUGCUUUGACGACAUUAUUAGCGGGCAAUGUUCAAAAUGCUAACGUAUUUAGGGAAUGUAGUGGAGCACGCUGUGCUCAUAAUCUUGUACCCUAUAUAGACUGUCGGUACCAAGCACUUGGUAUUGUUAGGGAAUUGAUACUUAGCGCGGGGGGAGACGAUGAUAUGGCUACAUUAUUAGGUGUUAUGCAUUCAGCACCUUCCAAUGCCUUGGUUUUAAAAACACACAUACUGAAAUCCUUGCUGGCUUGUCUACGAGAGUCUCACCGAACUAGGACUGUGUUCCGAAAGGUAGGAGGUUUCGUAUACGUGAUGUCCGUUUUAGUAUCCUUGGAAGGUCAAUUGGGCACGCAAAGGGUGGAGAGCGCUGAGAUUUCUAACGAUAUAAUAAAAAGGACACCGCAGGAAGAAGCGCAACUGUUAACGCUCCUGCACGUUGUAUUCCACACAAUAAGUACAGCUAUGAGAUUUGAGCCGGCGAACGCGAAAUUCUUUCAUCAUGAGAUAUGUCAAUCGAGUUUAUGCGACACAUUGCGACUUCUUGGAUGUUUCUCCGUACAAACGAAACUCACGGAAAUAGAUCUAAUACCGACUACGAAUUACCAUAAUAUGUUGUUAACAUUGUUUACUGGAAGCGUAUUAGAACCUGUAUUUCCAGAUCUCAUACCAAAAACACUAGCAUAUGCAUGUUUACUGCUGCGUCUUCUAUACGACGUCGCACUCGACUCUUUUGAUAAGCCAAAUUUAGCAGGCUUAGGAAUGAGGUCACCAAGUCACAAACAAAAUAGCGUCGAGCAACAGAAAUCAUUUGAUUCUCCCGGGAGUGGAAAGAGGAGCGUGAUAAACUCAUUAAAUCUAAACCCCCCUACUCCAGAGCCAAUUGUAGUACACCCUGGUAUAGUCGUUGGAAUGUUACACUUGCUCCCGUCGAUCUCGGAGACAUCAAAUUGUCAAAUGGCUUUAGCUUUACAGUUAUAUGUAGCCGAAAUCAUUAAAAGCUUAGUACGCUCAGAGAGGAAUCAACAGAUAAUGUGCGACGCUGGAAUGGCAGGUGAAUUGCUGUCCGUAGGCAGAAUUGCUUUACAAGAUGAAACGCACCCUUUACAUCAACCACUUCAAUAUAUCAUAGAAAGAUUAGCGGCACAGUCUUUAGAGCCACGUGACUUGAGAGAAUUUUUACGACUAGGUGAUCCGUUAUGUUGUAUCUCACUGGACGACAUUGAACCGAAUAAACCUAGAGGCGGUCCUGUACCACUAACACGUAUUAAGACUCUAGUGUCAAUGACAACACCAAAGGAUUUCCGAGCUCAUGGCUCGUGUACUCUGCCACCUUUCGUAGAACUUGACAUGAGCGCAGAAGGGUUCGCAUGUUUAUACUUGCCUAGUGUUGCCCCACAGAGUACGACCCCGCCUACAGUAGUGGCUGCUGACAGUAGUGUGCUCGGUGGGAUCGGUUCAGGUGACAGACUAUUUCCUCCGCAAACUGGACUUACUUAUAGUACAUGGAUAUGUGUUGAUAAAUUUAGCGACCCUAGAACUGAUCCUCACUGUGUACGAUUAUUGACGUUAGUGCGUACCCCACAGUCUGCAAGAGAUCUAAUUUGUUUAACUGCGGUCCUAAGUGCUAGAGAUAAAGCUAUUAUUGUAUCGACGCAAGAAACACCAAUAUCGCAAAAUGUGGGUGAAUGGGAGCCAGAAGGAACUGGUGAAUGUGGUGCAAGAGUCUGGUGUCCUGACUUGCUUCACGAGGGACAGUGGCACCAUAUAGCUAUAGUGCUCAAUCGUGCUGUAUUAAAAAACUCAAGUUUCUCAUUAUAUUUGGAUGGUCAGCAUAUUCACAGUCAGAAGCUUCAUUAUAUCACGCAAGUUCCCGGAGGAGGAGUAGCGAAUUUGACUGUAGCAUCGCCGGUUUAUGGGUACAUAGGUACACCGCCCUGUUGGCGGCGAUAUUCUAAACUGGCGUGGAAGCAAGGGCCAUGCCAUUUAGUGGAAGAGGUGUUCAAUUCACAGAGUAUAGCGACUUUAUUUAAAUUAGGACCACAUUAUAUGGGAAGUCUACAGGCUCCACAAUUAUCGGCACAAGAACCUUUAACGCCUCUUAUCGCAGAAGAAAAAGUUGUGUUUGGAUUAAAUGCUAAAGCGAUGUCUCAGUUGACGUUAGCCAAAAUUAGAAAAGUUUAUAGUCGGGCGGAUAAUAAAUCAAUUGCCAAACAGCUUGGUAUGUCGUCACACGAAAAUGCUACACCCAUUAGAGUUCUUCACAAUUCUGCGGGACACCUUAGUGGACCAGCAAGGGCACUCGGAGGCGUAGUCGUUGGUUAUCUUGGUGUUCGGGUUUUUAGUCCUCGGCCCGUAGCUACAAUGAUUGAUAACGUGGGAGGAUGUUCAGUGUUAUUAGGUUUAAUAGCCAUGGCUCAAGACGUAGAGUCUUUGUACGCUGCCGUCAAAGCGUUAGUUUGCGUUGUAAGAUCGAAUCAAGCAGCCCAGCAAGAAAUGGAUCGUCGAAGAGGCUAUCAAACAUUAGCAAUGUUACUACGGAGGAAAUGUCCUCUCUUGAACAGCCACAUCUUACAUCUGACGUUCAGUCUUGUUGGCACAGUUGACAGUGGCAGAGAAACGAGCGCGAUACCUAAUGUAACAGCGUUUCAAGAUCUCCUUUGUGAUUUACAAGUUUGGCACGAAGCACCGGGAGAAUUAUUGAGAUCACUUUUGGAACAUCUGUACGAAUUAAUAGCGGAGUCAAGUGAGAAAAGGACGAAUUUACGUUUAAUGAGAGAUUUGCAAUUGGUGCAUAAGCUGUUGCAUAUCUUAAGUGAUGUAAAACAAAGCAGCACACGGCAGAUUUUGCUUGCGCUGCUCAGUAUUCUAUUGAGUCAGCCGAGACAAGCUGAUUUACUUUGGUUUGGUCAAUUCAUAGUAGCUACGUUACCUCAAAGUUCAGAGAAGCACUUGAUUCUUCGAGAAAGCGAAGGUAAUAAAGAAGGAGAAGGGGAACAUAUACUUUUACGGAACCGUUGCUUGCAACUUUUACAUUCUUUGUUAUUUAAUGGACCCAAGGUGAAUGUAAAUAUGUGUGAAGAAUUAUCUAAAGUACUGGGCUUAGAUUGGAUAUUAUUGUUUCUUCAAUCUGGUCUUCAUAGUACGACAGUGAUAUGGGGCUUGCGAAUAUUGGUGGCUGUCUGUUCGGUACAACCAAUAUUACAGAAAUUUAAAGAAGGCACUAGCAAUGGUGGUUGGUUACGCCAUACGGAUCAUAACAAAAUGGCACUUGCACUUGGUUGUCAUCAGCAAAUGACAGGUGGUGAGAUUAAACCAUCUGGUCUCCAUGUACCAGGGUUUCAACAUUUAGGAUGGUUGCUGCCACAGCAUGUGGACCUUGUUCCAGAAUUGUACUUUCUCUUUAUCGCUCUCAUGAUGGGCCAACCAGUGAAAUUAUUGCCCACCGAUUCAAAAGUCAUUUUAAAACUCGACUUGGAUAACGUGUGGAAUUUCUUGUUCGGUGUCCCAGCGAACCAUACGCUAUCUUCCUUUGCAAGUAGAAUUAACCUUUGCCCCGAAGCAGUGGUUACUUUGUUAGCAAUGGUGCGAACAAUGCUUAAUAAUUACUCUAUGAACCCCGAAUCUCUACCCGAUUGGUUAAGUGAUUAUCCAGUGACAAUAAUACAGUUCCUGUUCUUCCUCUAUCACAAUUUCACAGACUUCAUGCAAGUGUUCAUGUCUGCGGAAGUGUUAGGCGCACUAGCCGGCACUUUGUUUCCAAAACCUACGAGUUCUAGUCAAGAUAGUAGUGGAGCUAGUACCCCAGCAGAUGAGCAAGAGCCAGUAUUGGUGAGAUCUCCUUCGAAGGAUGUUGGUUUGAUAAAUCACCCAGCGAAAAAAUUUGUGAUGGACUUUUUAAGGGUCAUCGUAGUAGAUUCUCUUUCUUUACCAGUCACUGCAAAGUCUCCACCAGCCAUCGAUUUAGUUUUAGAAGCGUGGCCAGAGCAUGCUUCUACGGGUCAACAAACACGUUACCAAACGGAAGUUCUAUCUAUUCUAAUGGAGCAUUUAUUAGCCGCUGACGUUCUGAUCGGAGAGCAAGCGGCGUUACCUGUAGUUCCUGGCGGUUCUGUCAACAAUAUUACUAACAAUGUAUGUUACGUCGCAGCCAGAAUAGUGGAUAAACUGUGGCAAGGUGCUUUGACGAAAGAUCCGCACGAAGUGUUUGACUUUAUCGUGAAAUUAAUUGGACAAGCUAAAAGACGGCCCGGUGUUGUUAGCAUGGAAGGUCUACAUCAUUGUCUGAACAGAACUAUUCUGUUCUUGUUGUCCCGGACAACAGACUCGAUAGCUGAUCAAAUGGCUGUCUUCGAAGCAUUACAUAAACUUACGACUCAUAGGCUACUAGUUUUUGGUGCUGGCAAUCACGAAUUGGAAUUCAUCGGUUGCCUAACGUACUGCCUCUUACAGUUAACAGCAGAUAUUAAAGUCAUGCUGGACACAAACAUGAAAACCACGUGGCACGUAAAUCCACAAGUGGAAGCCAGCGAUGACAGACUAACUUCGCAUCAGGGGCACAACUUGAUGUCUGUCGCGGCAAUGAGAGUUUGGGACGAAUUAUAUGUAUGCAAGAAACCCGCUAUAGAAGAAGUGUUUAAAAUAACACUUCCAGCGCCUGUAGGAAACGAACGUGCUCCCGAGCUGUCGCAAAUAAGAGAUCAAUUAAACGAAGCUGCAACCAGGCUUUGGAUGAAUUACGUUGUUAUGGAAAGGAAGGCUUCGUACAGAGUCCCUUGGGAACUACACAAUCAAAUACAGUCGAAAAUUCAAAAGGUAACAGGAGGCUUGACAAGAUUGGCGAGUAGGACAAAAGUGAGGAAAGAAGAAUCCGUGCGCGUUAGGCUACGAUUACAUCAAAAUACAGUGGCGCAAUGGACGGAGCAACACGUGGCAUUGGUGCGUGAAUUAGCUGCGGCUAAAAGACUACAAUACAUCCAAACCAAUCAGCACACUCAGAGAUACGUGUAUCAAGAAUGGUUGCAAACUGAAACUGAAUUAACGAGAGAACGGGGUCUAUGGGGACCACCGACACCUACCAGACUGGACAAGUGGAUGUUAGACAUGACUGAGGGCCCAUGCAGAAUGCGAAAGAAGAUGAUGAAAAACGAACUCUUCUAUAUCCAUUAUCCUUAUCGACCUGAAUUGGAACACCCAGAUAACAAACAGCUGAAGUAUAAAGUUGCAACGAGCACCGACAGCAAGGAGUAUUACUUGAAACAACUUGGUAAUUCCUCCGGCAUGUUUGAACGAGAACGCGACCCCGUCAUCGACGACACUCCGUUGAACGUCAACGAAGCUUCUACAGAAAGUGAACCUCCCAUGGUACCUUGCACGUUGGAACGUCACGCCAGUGAACCCGAUGAAGUAACAGAAGACAACGAGCAAGAAGAGGAAAAUAAUCAGGCUGUUCCAGACAAUCAAACUUUGAUACGAUUACUAGAGGAACACGAAAAGAUAAGUCACAUGUUCAGGUGCGCUAGAAUCCAGGGAUUAGAUACCACGGAAGGUUUAUUAUUGUUUGGAAAGGAACAUUUCUACGUGAUCGAUGGGUUUACACUGUUAAAAUCCAGAGAAAUAAGGGAUAUCGAAAGUUUACCCGAGGCUUAUGAACCAAUAUUGCCAUCGCCAGGUUCUCCUAGAAGGUCUAGAGCAAUGAGGCAGUGCUCGAAGUUUAAUUACGAGGAUAUUAGGGAAGUGCAUAAAAGGAGGUAUUUGCUACAACCGAUGGCACUGGAAGUAUUCAGCGGAGACGGCAGAAACUACUUGUUAGCGUUUCCACGUAAAGUGAGGAAUAAAGUUUAUCAAAGAUUCAUGACAUUCGCAACAGCGAUAGCUGACAGCGCACAACAGUCAGUGGCUGGUCAAAAGAGAACUGCAAACGUAGAGCAAGCCACGGGUCUGCUUUCAAACCUAAUCGGAGAAACAUCGGUUACCCAACGAUGGGUGAGAGGAGAGAUAUCUAACUUCCAGUAUUUGAUGCAUCUCAACACUUUAGCUGGCCGUAGUUACAAUGAUUUGAUGCAGUAUCCAAUCUUUCCAUGGAUAUUGGCUGACUAUGAUAGCGAGGAACUUGACUUAACUGAUCCAGUGACAUUUAGAGACUUUGGUAAACCUAUGGGUGCACAGAGCCCUGAACGAUUAUUGCAGUUCAAGAAGAGAUAUAAAGAAUGGGAUGAUCCUCACGGAGAAACGCCUCCCUAUCAUUAUGGAACGCACUAUUCUUCCGCUAUGAUAGUGUGUUCCUAUUUAGUGAGAAUGGAACCAUUCACGCAACAUUUUCUUAGACUCCAGGGUGGACAUUUCGACUUGGCGGACAGAAUGUUCAAUAGCAUAAAAGAAGCUUGGCUUUCUGCUUCUAAACACAACAUGGCGGAUGUGAAAGAACUUAUACCAGAAUUCUUCUACCUUCCAGAAUUUCUCGUUAAUUCGAAUCAUUUUGACUUAGGCUCUAAACAAAGUGGCGUGCAAUUGGGAGACAUUGUACUUCCACCAUGGGCGAAGCAGGAUCCUCGGGAAUUUAUACGCGUGCAUCGACUCGCAUUGGAAUGCGAUUACGUGUCGCAACACCUUCAUCAAUGGAUUGAUUUAAUAUUCGGUUGCAAGCAAAAUGGACCGGCCGCAGUCGAAGCAGUAAAUGUGUUCCAUCACUUAUUCUAUGAAGGCAACGUCGAUAUUUACAACAUCGACGAUCCCCUAAAAAAGAAUGCUACCAUUGGAUUCAUCAAUAAUUUCGGUCAAAUACCAAAGCAGUUAUUUAAGAAACCGCACCCGGCUAAGAAGAUGACUCAAAGAACCAGCGUUAUCGAUCCUGGACCAAUCACUCCAGGCUUAAGUAUUACUACGUCUGAUAAAUUGUUCUUCCAUAAUCUUGACAAUUUGAAGCCAUCGCUUCAACCUAUCAAAGAAUUGAAAGGUCCCGUCGGUCAGAUACUUCACGUGGAUAAAGCAGUGUUGGCUGUUGAACAAAAUAAAACGCUGAUUCCUCCGACGUAUAAUAAGUACGUUGCAUGGGGUUUCGCGGACCAUUCGCUUAGAAUAGGAAAUUACGACAGCGACAAAGCGAUGUUCGUUUGCGAAGCUAUGAUGCAGAGUAGCGGAGAGAUAGUUGCUUGUGUUUGUCCGUCUUCCAAAUUGAUCGUAACCGCUGGCACAAGCUCCGUUGUAACCGUUUGGGAAUACACGAAGAGGCAACUUUCGAUCAAACAGUGUCUCUAUGGUCAUACCGAUGCUGUUACAUGUUUGUCGUCAAGUCCAGCCUACAAUGUGAUUGUAUCAGGAUCUCGGGACGGUACAGCAAUUAUAUGGGACUUGUCACGCUGCUUAUUCGUCCGUCAGUUGAGAGGACAUGCAGGACCAGUGGCCGCAGUAGCCAUAAACGAAUUAACGGGGGAUAUAGCAACAUGUGCAGCUACAUGGCUUCACGUGUGGAGCAUCAACGGUGAGGAACUAGCGAGUGUCAACACAUGCGUUGGACGAGCUGAUAGAAUGCAGCAAAUUCUGUGUGUGGCGUUUAGCCAAACUCACGAAUGGGACUCGCAAAAUGUUAUUAUGACAGGUUCGACAGACGGUGUAGCUCGUAUGUGGUCAAUGGAUUACGUGCAAGUGCCUGCGGAAGAAGAUAAACCCGAGGAAGUUGCAGCUGCCAAAGAAAAAAACACAAAGUCGAGCAAGACUGAUAAUCAGAAUGAAAGUACUAAGAAACGGGUACACGAAUUGGUUAAGCAAAUGAGUAUAUCAGCUGAAGGCUCAGCUAUGCUUGCGAAAAGCGGUUCAGAAAGUAGUCUUUCGGAAGCGGAAACUUCUAAAGAAGCGUCGAGAUUGCACGAAGAGAAAGAAGAGUGCUCGGACAACGAUUCAAGCAAUGGUUCUAGUAGCAAACCAUCACCACAGAAUAAUAACACUCCUACUGUUGUGCUUCGUAGGAAAAGUCGUGGAAACCCUAUGUUUCGGAAGAGCGAAGGCGGAGGACGCGCAGACAGCGAGGGUACUCAAACCAGUGAAUUGUCUAGCACUACUGGAGACUCUGAAGGAGCCUUGCGAGCCAGUAAAAGCGAUACCAGCUUAACAGACAGUUUUGUGAUGGUCACAGAAGCUGACACAAAACCUAGAAGAAUUAAUCCACAAAAUGUCUUACGCGAUGGUUUUAAAUGGCAACGGCAAUUAGUAUUUAGAAGUAAAUUAACAAUGCAUACUGCAUACGACCGAAAGGAUAAUGCAGAACCAGCAUCUAUAACGGCUCUCGCGGUUUCAAGGGAUCAUAGAACAGUAUACGUAGGAGAUACAAGAGGUCGAGUCUUCUCGUGGAGUGUAUGCGAGCAACCGGGUCGCACAGUCGCCGAUCACUGGUUAAAAGAUGAGGGUGCAGACUCUUGUGUUGGUUGCGGAGUUAGAUUUAAUCUUUACGAAAGAAGGCAUCACUGUCGCAACUGUGGACAAGUAUUCUGUUCAAAAUGCAGCCGAUUUGAGUCUAAAAUCUCGAGGUUAGGAAUUUUAAAACCUGUCAGAGUUUGUCAGGGUUGUUAUUCAUCAUUGCGCUCCCAGCUUUCCGCUGAAAGCAGCGCUUAAUUUGGCAGCGUAUUUUAUGGUUUUCUGUAAGUGACCGGAUCGAGGGUGGGUACAACUCAAAUGUACAUAAUCACGGGUACCCUCUAUAUGCCUUUACCUGAACUUUUCCAUCAGGUAAACUAAACGUGCAUUUCCGUUUCAUUUUUUUUUCGUAUAUAUUGUGCAAUAUCGGGCUCUCUUGCAUUUCGACGAACUGCACAGGAAGAAAUCAAUCGCUGUAUUUUUUAUUAUAAUCUGACCGUUGAUUGACCUUAGUUUUUAUCACCAGUGAUUCGUUCCUUCUGUUCUUCAGUAACGAAUAAUUAAAUUACGGUACAUUCCUGUCGAUCCUAUAAAAUCGCAUCUAGCAUACUUUUAACUUAUAGAAACUGUCACAAUAAUAUCUACGUUGUAUCCUAAGAAGAUCGGCCUGCUUUGCUUCAUCGACAGGGUUGUACAUCAUUUUCGAAGUCGAUGCCCGAAAAUUUACCAAAUACUGGAAUGUAGAUUACAAGUACACGUUCUCCUCUUUUUUAUAUAUAUAUAUAUAUAUCUAUGAAUUUUGAUCAUUUUCGAACAUUUCUCUAUGUUUCGUAUAUUUGCAUUUUAUUCGUCAGAGAACAAUAUAUAAAGUUGUUUUAUAUGUUGUACAUUUUGUUUGACAAAGCUACACUUUAUCAUCCAUUUCAGCGAAAAUUAAUACUGACCGAAAAAUCUAUACAUACGAACGUAUAUAGCGAAAUUUAUUUAACACGUAAUCUGUGAUUAUUUUCUUUCGUAUUUUAGUAAAUUUAUGAUAAAUAAAUUCGAGAGGUGGUCAUUGACAAUUAUAUAUACAUAUAUACAUAUAUAGAUAUAUAUGUAUGUAU